Molecule: messenger RNA, 11214 nt
Organism: Plasmodium adleri (nom. inval.)
Lineage: Eukaryota; Apicomplexa; Aconoidasida; Haemosporida; Plasmodiidae
Product: erythrocyte membrane protein 1, PfEMP1, putative
Exons: 2
Coding region: 1-11214 (3737 amino acids)
Cellular component (GO): membrane
Molecular function (GO): host cell surface receptor binding
Source: RefSeq, a predicted model, not a curated record
AUGGCAAAACCCAGUGGUACCAAUAAAAAAACUGUGAUGGAAAUUGCAAAAGAUUUGCAACAAAAAGCUGAAACAGAUGCAGAAGGGCGUGGUUUUAAUGAAUUAAAAGGUAAUCCAGAGAAAGGGCAAUAUAAGCAUAACGGCGAUAAAAAUGACGAUGCGUUGAAGGACAUAUGUACAAUAGAUAAAAAACAUUCCAAUGAUAAACGUAACAUUAAUGGUAGUGGUACAGAUAAAUAUGAUGGUCCAUGUACAGGAAAAGGAGGACAACUAAAAGACAGAUUAAAUAUAGGAAAAGAAUGGGGAACAAAUAAAGAAGCAAAUCCACAGCAUAAAGAAGUAUACUUUCCUCCUAGAAGGUUAGAUAUGUGUACAUCUAACAUAGAAAAUCUAGAUGUGGAUAAAGCUCCCGGACUAAAAGAUAAUAAUGUGAACCACUCGUUCCUUGGUGACGUAUUAUUAUCAGCAAAAUUCGAAGGACAAGAUAUAGUAAAUAAAAUUGGUGGUAAGGGUGACGACCCACGUAUAUGUCGUGCAAUGAAAUCUAGUUUUGCAGAUAUAGGAGAUAUCAUACGGGGUAUAGACGUGUGGAGUAAAAACGGGGAUAUGGUGCAGUUGGAAAAUAAUUUACAAAAAAUAUUUGGGAAAAUCAAAGACAAAGUAGGUGGUAGUAGUUAUGCUAGUGGUGAAAAAGAAACCCCCAAGUAUAAAACCUUGAGGUCUGACUGGUGGGUUGCCAAUCGUGACCAGGUAUGGCAAGCGAUGGUUUGUGAUGCUAAGGAUGAUUCUACGUUAGUUAUUGGUAAUUCUGAUAAUACGACAACUUUUGAACUAUCGUGUGGUAAAUAUAAUCCCAAGUUUGUCCCAUAUGAUGAUUAUAUUCCUCAAAAAUUACGUUGGUUAAAUGAAUGGAAUGAAAGUUAUUGCAAACAGUUGCAAUCACAUAUAAAUUCGUUCAAGGAUAAGUGCUCGAAAUGUAAGAGUGGUGUUAAUCUUACAACUUGUAUAAGAACUGAACAAUCAUGUAAGGAAUGCAAAAGUACGUGCGAAAAGUAUAAAACAUUUGUAGAAAAAUGGAACGAAAAAUGGAAAGAUCAAAAAGAACAAUACAACACAUUAUACCAAAAUGCAACGUCUACUACCACUGGUAAUGACGAAAUUCAAAAUAAACUUAAUGAAUUUAUCGAAAAACUUAAAAGUGAAGGCAAAUCCGAUUAUAAAAAUAGUCCUGAAGAAUUUAUAAACUCUUUGCUAGGGUAUAGGUUUUGCACAGACGCAAACCAAAAAGAAAUCAAGGACGAUAAGGACGACGCCUACGUAUUUAGUGAAACCCCUAAAGAGUAUAAGAAAGCAUGUACAUGUGACGAGGUGCCGCCGCCUCCACCAUCUCCACCUCCAGAACCACCAAAACCUGGUGUUCCACCACCUGCUCCUCCAUGUACGAAUAACAAAAUAAUUGAUGCGGCAAAUACACUACAACACCAGGUACAAACGGAAUUGGUAAACAAUGGUGUAAAUUUGAAAGGAGAGGCACAUAAAGGAACAUAUAAAUAUACGACUGAUGCAAGUACAUUUAAUACUAACCUAUGUGGUAUAACUAUCCAACAUACGAAUGAUGUACGUCCAAAAAAUCAGAGAUCUGGAGGUCCUUGUACAGGAAAAGGUACAGGAACAGACAAAGACACACAUAACCAGAGAUUCAUUAUAGGACAAGCGUGGACACCGGAUAAUAAUCAAGUAAAAGAUGGUCAUAACGAUGUUUUGUUGCCCCCACGUCGUAAACAUAUGUGCACUUCAAACUUGGAGAAUCUAGGUUCACAAAGUAGUCCCGACCCACUUAAAAAUGUUACGGAUACCACCAAGUUUAACCACUCGUUUCUUGGCGAAGUUUUGGUGACUGCCAAAUAUGAAGGCCAAGAUAUCGUGCACAAACAUCUGAGCAAAGGCGAUACUCCAGGGAUAUGUAAUGCUAUGAAAUAUAGUUUUGCCGAUCUGGGGGACAUUAUACGUGGUACGGACAUAUGGGAGAAAAAUGACGAUAUGGUAAGAUUACAAGGGCAUUUAAAACACAUAUUUGGGAAGAUUAGGGACCAGAAUGGAGGGGGUAACAGCGGUAAAUAUAGUGGUACUGAUGGUAUUACCAAGUUACGUUCGCACUGGUGGGAAGCAAACAGAAAAGAAAUAUGGAAAGCGAUGACUUGUACUUCCCCGGACGAAGCAAAAUUAUUUACACAUAAUUUGAAGGGUGAAUAUAGUUUUUCUAGUCCCAAAUGUGGCCAUAAUGACCCACGUUUUAUCCCCUCUGAUGACUACAUUCCGCAAAAAUUACGGUGGCUAACAGAAUGGGUAGAAAGUUACUGUAAACAACUAAGAAGCAAUUAUUGGCCUGUGGUAGCCUUUUGCUGGAAUUGUAAAAAACAAUUAGAAAAAAAACCAAAUGGUAGUGAGAAGGAUAAAGAAAAAAAAUUAUGUGAACGUUGUACAAAAAUGUGCGAUGUAUACAAACAACACGUUACCGAUUGGCAAAAUCAAUGGAAAGAACAAAAAGAAAAAUACAAUCAAUUAUACCAAGCAAGUGGUGGUACUCUCGGUGGUAAGGACGAAAUUGAUAAUAAACAUAAUGAAUUCUUAAAAAAACUAAAGGACAACGGCAAAUGUAAUCCUAAGGAUAGUAACGAUUAUUCAAAACCUGAAGAGUUUGUUGAUUUGAUGGGAGGAUACAAAUACUGUAAAGAUACGUCCCAAAACGAAUACAAGGAGGAUAAAAGUAGUGACGAUUCUCACGCGUUCAAAGAAAAUCCAAAAGGUUAUAAAGAUGCAUGUGCGUGGAAAGAUGAUAAACCAGGUACUACCCCAACGCCACCCCAAUCACCGCCGACAAAUAACGAUGUCUGUAAAAUCGUGAAGGAAUGUAUUCAAGAAAAUGAACAACAAAUAAAAAAACCACCACAUUACAAAGGGGAUUGCAAUCCAAAAAUAACAAGUACAAACAAGCAAUAUCCUAAAUGGGAUUGCGAAAAAAAUAAAGGUCUAAUAGCGGAUAACGAUCAAGGAGCAUGUAUGCCCCCAAGAAGACAAAAACUAUGCAUACAUUAUUUAGAAAAUUUCAGUGGAACAACCUCAGAUGAUUUGAGACAAGCAUUUAUCAAAUGUGCAGCACUAGAAACCUAUUAUUCAUGGAUGUAUUAUAAAGAUCAAGGUGCUGGAAAAAAUACCGAGGCAGAAAAACUGUUGGAAAAAGGAGAAAUUCCUUACGAUUUCAUGCGAAACAUGUUAUUUACCUAUGGAGAUUUCAAAGAUUUAUGUUUAAAUAAAGAUAUAUCAAAAAAGGAUGGUAACAACAGUGAACUCCAAAAUAAAAUAGAUAAAGUUUUCCCAACGAAUGGAAAAUCUGAUGAUGGUCUAUCACGAGAACAAUGGUGGGAUAAAUAUGGCCCAUCUAUCUGGAAAGGGAUGCUCUGCGGUCUAUCCCAUCAUAUUCACAAAGACAAUGAGCAAAAACGUAAAACACUUACCGAAAAUGAUAAAUACAAGUACGAACGUGACGAUUUAACGUCCGAAAUGUCUAAAUAUAUCUUCAAUAUUGAGCAAACUCCUCAAUUUUUUCGUUGGUUCACCGAAUGGUCUGAUGAAUUUUGCACAAAACAAAAAGACAAAUUAGCCACAUUGCGCAACAAAUGUAAGACGUGUAUUGUUAAAACUAAUAAAGCAUGUAAGGAUAAGUCACAAUGUAACGACUGCCAAAAAGAAUGUGAAAAUUAUAAAAAAAAUUUUAUUGAAUUGUGGAAAAAAGACUAUACUAGUCAAAAAAACAAAUUUGACAAAGAUAAAAAAGACAAAUAUGAUACUGUUCCCCUCGUGGAAAAAACUAUCCCUGCAUAUACAUAUUUACAUAAAUCAUUGGUUUCCCUAGGACUUAAUGAUAAUUGUAUGGAAAAAAAAUCCACAACACAAAAAGGUGACAUACCACAAUCGAUGGACACUCCCCCUAAUGAAUUCAAAUAUCAAUGCGAGUGCGACGAUAAACCUCCCAAACCAGAAACAUGUGACCAAAUAAUGGAAAGUGGUACCAACCAGUGGGACUGUAGUGGUAACAUUGUAUCUGGUGGUAGUAACACUGACAAAAUGUGUGUGAAAAACGAAAAGGAAGAUGAUGAGGACGCAACAAGUGGUGGCGGUUCUGGUCGUGGCAAACAAGGUGGAAAAGCACGUCCCACUAGUGACGAUUUUUAUGAUUUAUUUAAUGAAUGGUUACAUGAUAUGGAACAUUCGUUAGAUAUAAUUACAAACUUAAUAGAAGAAUCGUGCAAAAAAAUAGAUAAGAAGAAGUCGGGCGACAAAGAGUGUACGAAAUGUAAAGAUUUAUGUGAUUGUUACGAUCAAUUAAAAUCGAAAAUUGAUGUACAGUGGAGUAAACAAAAAAACUACUUCGAACAAUAUAAAGUUGCAAAAAAAGCUGAAAUGGAAUUUGCUGAUCUUGAUAUGUUUUUGGAAGCACAAUGUGUUCUCAAUGAAAUUGGGAAAUCAAAAGAUAUAGCGAGUGCAAACAAUGUAGAAGAUAUCGUUAAUGAAAAAAAAUGUAAAAAAAAAGAUGGGAGUAAGAAUGAAACUAUAUUUGACGAAAAAUUAGAUAAUACUACCAAAAAAAAAGAAACGGAGUGUGAAGUGUGCCAGCACAAAGAUACUGUUAAAGAUAAUGAAUGUGCUAAGAUAGAAGAUGCCACUGGGUGUAACACUAAAGAUUAUGAUGAUCCAAAAGAUCCUCCUAAUACCAACGAGCCAAAAAAAAAUUGGAAAUGUAAUAAAGAGUCUAACGAAACCUUGGAUAAAGAUGCCUGUGUCCCUCCUAGAACACAACAAUUAUGUAUAGCCAACUUGCAUGAUGGUGACAACAAACCGAAUUUUAAUGACGAAAAUAAUAUGAAAUCUAAAUUAAAAGAAGCAAUUAAAAAAGAAACGAAAUUAUUAUGGACUAAAUAUAAAGAUGAUAAAGAUAAGGAGUGCAAAUCAGUAAAUAGAAGUAUAAAUGAUUUUAAAAAUCUUGUUCUAGGUACAAGUUUAUGGAAAAAUACUGCUAUAGAAAAUAUAGAAAAAAAAAUAGGUGAAAUUAUAGCACAAAAGAAUGGUCCCACUGGUGGCAAAAAAAUGACACAACAAGAAUGGUGGGAUGCCAACAAAUCGGAUUUCUGGAAAGCAGUUCAAUGUGGGAUCAGAGAGGGACAAACAGGUGUCACAGGUAAUGAAUGUCCCCCGAUACAAUACGACACCGAAUAUGACUCGCAAUUUUAUUGGUGGUUCAUGGAAUGGGGGGACGAUUUUUGCGCCAAAAAAAAAGAAAAGGCAAAAGCGGUGGCAGAGAAAUGUGGUAAAGUGGAAGAUAAAAAUAACGAUAAACGUAAUUGUGAUAGUGGUGGUCAAAAUAUAGCAGAUCAAGGGUGUAAAAGUGCGUGUGACGAUUAUAAAAAUUUGAUUGAUAAACAUAGAACUGUUUGGACUAAAUUUUCUGAAAAAUUUAAUGAAAAGGAGGAAUCAAAGAAAAAAAAGAACAAAUCAUCAUAUAAUAAUUAUACAGACUACUUAAUAACUAAUUGUACAGAUUGUAGUGGUACCGAUUUUGAAAAAGUGUUCAAAGAUAGUAAUGUUCAUGGGGAUUUCGAAACUACAUGUACAUGUGUAAAACCUAGUAGUGCUGGACGUACUGGUGGUGCUAGUACCCCUACUACCAAAGAUAUUGAACCAUGUGAUGCCACAAUUAUCGCCUCGAGUUGUAAAACGAAAGAUAUGAGUAACACUAAAUGGGACACAUCUAUUGUUUCCUCAGAAAAUAUAAAUAAAGUCUAUUCUCCUCCAAGACGUCAAAAAUUAUGUUUAGGUAAUUUAAUGUUAUUGACAGGUGGAGAAAAAUCUGAAUAUAUGAACAAUUUAGAAAAACAAUUGUAUGCCGCAGCAAAGAAAGAAGCAGAACUAUUAAGAGAUCUUCACAACAAAGAUAAUACAAAGAUAUGUCCUGCCAUCAAACGUAGUUUUUAUGAUUUUGGAGAUAUAAUUAAAGGCACAGAUCUAGAAAGAGGAGAUUAUGACAAAAAGGUCGAAGAACAAAUAUCGAAAAUAUUUGAAGAUAGUGGCAAAACAAGUGGUAAUCCACGUGAAGAGUGGUGGGAUACACAUAAAGAUAAAGUAUGGAAAGCAAUGACAAAUUGUGACACCACCAACAAUUGUGGUGCUACCACUCCAACCGAUUAUGAUAAACAUGAUCAAUUUUUAAGAUGGUUCAUCGAAUGGGGAGAAGAUUUCUGUACACAGAAACAACAAUAUAUGACGCAACUGCAAAGUAUAUGUCUGCAUCCAGAUUGUAAUACUGAAUGUGAAGGUACUACCUGUCCUGCAUGUCAAAAACUAUGUGCAAUAUAUCACAAUUGGUUAUUAACUAAAAAGAAUGAAUGGAAUGGCCAGAAAGAUAAAUAUAGAGAUGAUUACAAAAAAAAUAAAAACACUCAUAAUAUAUAUGAUGGAACAAAAGAAGGUCCUCAUGAAUAUUUAAAAAAAAAAACAAAUGGAUGCGAUCAAGCUGAAUUUAAUAAAGUUUUCAAAAAAGGAGACAAUGAAUAUGGGAAAUAUAAAGCAAAAUGUAAAAAAUGUAUAGAGAAGUUAACGAAAGAAACAAUAAAAAAAAUUAAAGAAAGAAAUAAUCCUGGUAGUACAGCACAACCUGACGGUAAGGGUGUCAAACCUAUGCCGAACCCUAAUCCGAGCCAUCCUGGUAGUACUGCCACUAAGGGCGCGUGCGAGAUAGUGGAGACAACACUCAAGAAUAAAGAUGGAAGAGGUAGAAUAGCUGCGUGUGGAGAAAAAGAUUUUAACACGAAGAGUUGGGAUUGUAAAGAUAAGAUUGAUUCAAAAUAUCGUGAGGGACCCUGUAUGUCUCCUAGAAGACAAUCGUUAUGUAUAAAUAAUUUAAAAGCUUUGAAAGGUGAUAAAACUACAGAUGAUUUAAGAAAAGCAUUAAUUCAAUGUGCAUCAAUAGAAACAUAUUGGUUAUGGGAACAAUACAAAAAGGAUUACCCUAGUGAGGUUUCACAAUUAAAUAAUGGUACCAUACCUGAAGGAUUUAAAAGAAUAAUGUCCUAUACAUUAGGAGAUUUUAGGGAUUUGAUUUUGGAUACUGAUAUAUCUGCAAAAAAGGAUACAUCAAAUGAAGAAAAUGAUGUGGGUGCGGCAAGAAAAAGUAUAGAUAAUAUUCUUAAACCAAAUGGCAAAAAUGCUAAUGGCGAAACACCUGAAAGUUGGUGGAAAAAUAUUGAAGAACAAGUAUGGGAAGCUAUGGUUUGUUCCUUAAGUUAUAAUACAAAAGACAAUAAAAUAGAUGAUACUACGCGACAAAAACUCACCGACAAGGCCGAAAACAAAUACUCCAACGUCAAAUUUAGUGACAACACCACCACGUUGUCCUCGUUUGUGGCUCGGCCACAAUUCCUGCGCUGGAUGACCGAAUGGGGGGAACACUAUUGUGUCACACAGAAAAAACACUACGACGAGGUGGCUAGUGAGUGUGUGAAAUGUGAUGCCACUCCUGCUAGUACUAGUGGUCGUAAAGCAACAUGUAAUGAUGAGAAGAAAUGUGAAGAAUGUAAAAAUAAAUGCAAUGCAUAUAAAAACCUUGUUAAUACAUGGGAAAAACAGUGGAAACUACAAGAGAAAAAAUACUUAGAAUUAUACAAUAAAGCAACAAAACCUGGUGCAACUGCUAGUCCUGCACAAGAAGAUCCCGUGGUCACAUACCUAAAACCACAUACUGGUGACACCACGUACUCUAGCGCUGGUGGGUAUUUGACAAAAGAAGGAUUCAUAAGUGGGUGCGAAAAUACACAAAAUGAUUUUGCGAAUAGUGGUGGUAGUAACAAUUAUGCGUUUAAGGAAUAUCCAAAUACAUAUGAUAAGCAGUGUACGUGUGUGGACAAGCCGGCACCGGUCAAACCAGUGGUGAAUCCAACACAGGAUACGGCGUCACAAAACCCGGGCAAAAAAGGCAAGGACAAAGGAUCACAAAAACCAUCACCAUCAUCUCCUGGUAGUAAUUGUACGGGACCUGAUAAAGGUGAUGGAGGAACGUGUCAAGGAGGUCCAGUUAUAAAUACAGGAGAAAAGGGACAAGGUGGCAUCACAGUUAUUACUAACCAGUCUAGUGGAAAAUCUAGUGACCCAAAAGGUGCAACCACUGAUCCCAAAAGUGCUAAUGACCCACCUGGUAACCCCGCCUCGCCUAAUGGUGGCUCGGCUAGUGGCCCUGGCUCGCCACUCGAUCCUGGUGGUACAGCGGCGAGUGGUAACCAAGGUAGUGGUGGUAGUACUGGUCAAGCUAGUGGUGAACCUGAUACCCCUAGUAGUUCUAGUUCUAGUUCUAGUAGUGCUGCUAGUGGUACAUCACAAAGUGGUAGUGAUCCAAAUAAAGUACCUAGUGUUCCAGGUGCGGUGGUGCCACAACCGGGUGCAGGUGUGAAACCUGGUGCUAGUGUUGAUAAUGGUUCCCCUUCUCCUGGUACUAGUGGUCCUGCAGAUCCAUUUGAUCAAUUGGAGACAUGUCCAUUAAAUAACACUGAUGCAUGUAACAAAAUUGGUAAUGCUGGGUGUCCACCAAAAAAACUAAAUUAUGAUCUUGAUAAAUGGGAAACGCAAUAUUUGACUCAUUCAAAUUUUAAAAAUAAAACAGUACUAGUUCCUCCUAGAAGAGCAAAAAUAUGUUUUAACUAUAUUAUUAAACGAUGGCAUACGUUAAGAAAAGAAGAACUUUUCACAAAACGUCUACUGGACACUGCUGCAACCGAAGCACAAUUGUUGAGUAUGAAAUAUAAAGAACCUAAGGAACGUGAAAUAUUGUUUGAUUCAAUGAAAUAUAGUUUUGCUGAUAUUGGCAAUAUUAUUAAAGGUGAUGAUAUUCUAGAAGAUCUUCGUACAAGAUAUGUUAAACAAAUAUUCGAGAAGAUAUGCAAAAAGGAAGGUCAGUGUAAUAACGGCAAUACAAAUGAUCAAGAAAUAAAAAAAAAACGUGAAAGUUGGUGGAAGAAUAACAAAACUAAACUAUGGCAUGCUAUGUUAUGUGGAUACAAAAGAAUUGCUACAAAUGGAACAUUGGAUAACAAAUGGUGUACUGUACCUACUGAAGAUAAAACUCCUCAAUUUCUUCGUUGGUUUCAAGAAUGGACUGAAAUUUUCUGUACAAGGAAAAAAGAAUUAGAGAAUGAGGUAACGAGUAAGUGUGAUAACUUCAAUUGUGAUAGUGGUACUGGAAAUGUUGACGAUACCUGUAGAACUGUAUGCGAAAGAUAUAAAAAUUUCAUUUUAUCAAAACAAAUCAUGUAUAAGUUACUAGAGAAGCAAUAUAAUGAUAAUUAUAUAAAAAUCAAUGCAGGUGGUAGAGAAGCCCCAGAUUAUUUGAAAAUUAAAUGUAAAGACGGUAAAUGCGAUUGUAUCACUAAAAAUUUUAACAAUGAUACCAAAUGGGAAACACCCUAUGAUACAUUUUAUGAUACCAAAUUUAAAAGUAUAUGUGAAUGCCCAAAACCUCAAUCGAAAAAUCCUUCAUCAAAUUCUCCUGGUAAAAGUGGUGGCAGUGUUUUUAGUGAUUUUUGGAAAGAUAUAGCAGGGGCUUUAGGUUCUUUAUCCGGUAAAGCUGUUGGUUUGGGAGUUACUGCAACAGGAAAAGCUAUUGAACAUGCUGCAAAUAUAAUUCCUGAUGCUGCAGACCUUGGAUUAAAAGCUGGAAUAGGUGCUUUAGAUAAAAUAAAAACCAUGCUUGAUGCUACUAAUCCAAAAUCAACCAAUCCAGGACCUGAUGCACCAGAACCCAAAGCACCUGGUGGUGGAACCCCUCCAUCUAGUGGAAUAAAACCCGAAAUUGUGACAUCUACUGUUCCUGUUGGAAUAGGAUUUGCAUUAGGAUCGAUUGCUUUAUUGUUUUACUAUAUGAAGAAAAAAACCACGACCACACCUCCCGAGAUAUUUCGUGUGCUUAAUAUACCCCAAAAUGAUGAUGCGAUGCCGACAAAAACCUCCACCAAUAGGUAUAUACCUUAUAGGAGUCAAUAUAAAGGAAAAACGUACAUAUAUGUCGAAGGAGACGAACCAGAUGAUUAUGUACGUGAUAUAUCUUCUUCUGAUGUCACGACCUCGUCGUCCGAAAGCGAAUAUGAAGAGAUGGAUAUUAAUGAUAUAUAUAAAUCACGUAGUCCUAAAUAUAAAACUUUGAUCGAAGUAGUACUAAAACCUAGUAAAUCAACACAGGAUGAUACACCUAUGUAUCAUGAAAAUGACAACAAUAAACUUACGGAUAAUGAAUGGAAUGAACUAAAAGAGGAUUUUAUAUCUAACAUGUUACAAAAUCAUUUACCUAAUGAAAAUAUCAUUGAUGAUAAUAUAUAUAAAAAUAUCCAACCUGAUACUUUACACAAUAAUAUGGAAGAAAAACCUUUUAUCACUCAAAUCCAAGAUAGAUUUUUACAUGGUGAUAACGAGGUUACUUAUAAUAUAAAUUGGAAUAUUCCCGAAAAUAUUAAUAGGACUACCAAUAUCGUGAAUGAUCCAAAAUAUGUGUCACAAAAUCUAUAUAGUGGUAUUGAUUUAAUAAAUGAUUCGUUAAAUCGUGAUAACGAUAUUGAUAUAUAUGAUGAAUUAUUGAAAAGGAAAGAAAAUGAAUUAUAUGGAACAAAACAUCCAAAAAAUACAACUUUUAACCGUGUCGCUACACAAACAUAUACUGAUCCGAUAAUGAACCAAAUAGAUUUGUUUCAUAAAUGGUUAGAGAGACAUAGAUAUAUGUGCGAAAAAUGGAAUAAUAAAGAGGAAAUGUUAAGUAAAUUGUAUGAUGAAUGGAAUAAAUCAAAUAACGAACAUGUAUUAUAUAUACCCUCGAAUGGUAAUGCUGAUGAUAUUAAUACAAUUAAUGAUGAAAAUUAUAAUAUGAUUAAUGCAAACAAACAUGAACCUAAUCACAAAACAUCUCUUGAACAUCUUGGAUCUACAAAUAUUCCUCCUAAUGAUCUUACAGGAAACAAUAAUGAUUCUCAAACAAAGAAUUUUCGCACAAAUGUAUCUAUAAAUAUACAUUUUGAUGAAAAAAAUAAUAUACCACGUGAAAACGACGAUUUGGAAAAUUUUUAUAAUUCUUUUGAUGACGAUGAAAACAAUUAUAUGAAUUUAAAAAGGAUUGUUUCUAGAUAA